Heterocephalus glaber (naked mole-rat) is the source of this 1586-nucleotide messenger RNA. It is a transcript of the gene Sbds, whose product is annotated as SBDS ribosome maturation factor. Gene Ontology annotation, biological process: cytosolic ribosome assembly; ribosome biogenesis. The record is from RefSeq and is a predicted model, not a curated record. Lineage: Eukaryota; Metazoa; Chordata; Mammalia; Rodentia; Bathyergidae.
CAGUGCGCAGGCGUAGUUGCUCACUGCCGCGCCCUGUGACGUCUGCUCAGUAAGCCAGCCCCCCCGCACUGUGGCGGAGGUCAGCAGAGUAGAGGCUCCGCGCGCUGUGCGGUCGUUCCAGCAAGGUGCGCGCGGGGCUGCUCUGGCUUGCCGGACCUGAGAUCCUUGAGCAGCCGCCAUGUCGAUCUUCACCCCCACCAACCAGAUCCGCCUCACCAAUGUGGCCGUGGUACGGAUGAAGCGCGCCGGAAAGCGCUUCGAAAUCGCCUGCUACAAAAACAAGGUCGUCGGCUGGCGGAGUGGCGUGGAAAAAGACCUCGAUGAAGUUCUCCAGACCCACUCGGUGUUUGUAAAUGUUUCUAAAGGUCAGGUUGCAAAAAAAGAAGAUCUCAUCAGUGUGUUUGGUACAGAUGACCAAACUGAAAUCUGUAAGCAGAUUUUGACUAAAGGAGAGGUUCAGGUGUCAGAUAAAGAAAGGCAUACACAGCUGGAGCAGAUGUUUAGGGACAUUGCAACCAUCGUGGCAGACAAAUGUGUGAACCCAGAGACAAAGAGACCAUACACUGUCAUCCUCAUCGAGAGAGCCAUGAAGGACAUCCACUACUCAGUCAAACCCAACAAGAGCACAAAGCAGCAGGCUUUGGAAGUAAUAAAGCAGUUAAAGGAGAAAAUGAAGAUAGAACGCGCCCACAUGAGGCUUCGGUUCAUCCUUCCCGUGAACGAAGGGAAAAAGCUGAAAGAAAAGCUCAAGCCAAUGAUCAAGAUUAUAGAAAAUGAAGACUACAGUCAACAGUUGGAAAUGGUGUGCCUCAUCGACCCGGGCUGCUUCAGAGAAAUUGAUGAGCUAAUAAAAAAAGAAACAAAAGGCAAAGGUUCUCUGGAAGUCCUCAGUCUGAAAGAUGUGGAAGAAGGAGAUGAGAAAUUCGAAUGAUCUUCGUCAGCUCUGCACCUCAAAACACUAAACCAGAUGGCUUCGCUGCUGACGGCACUUAUUUCUGGGAUUGGCCAAAAUGUGCUCAAACUAUUCAACCUUUUCCAUCUCAGAUUUAACGUCUACAUAAGUAUACUGUGGGAGUGAUUCAGUUUUAAUUGUAAGUUGGGGGUUUAGACAAAAGUAUAAAAAAGCAAGAAUACAAAGUGCAGAACAGCAUUUUGCUGCUGUCUUCUGCCCUCUGAGCUUUCCACAGUGAAAGUUGAGACACCUCUGGUGAAUAAAAAGUUAAAUUUUGUACCCUGUGUAAGUAGAACAAUUUGGGGGAUAUGUCUGUGAUAAAGGGAAUAUCUGGUGGAAAAGAGAACAUAUGACUCAUUUGUAUUUAAUGAAAUCUGCAUACAGGGUUAACUACUGUAUCAUGUGCUAAUAUAAACAUUCAGUGAUGACUUUCUGAUUAUCUGAAAAUAGAUACACUAUGUGCAGGACUUAAAUAAUUCCCAUUGAACAUGCUGCCAAAACUUAGAUUAUUCUUGGUAAAAUAUAGUCAUUUAUAGCUAAUUCUUAAAGUUUAUAAUAUAUAUUAAUAUAGCUAAAAUUAUACAUAACCAAUAAAAGUUGUUUUUAUUAAACUAUGGCUUAUUUUAGACACUUU